AAAAUGUUUAGGAAUAAGUUACUUUGUUUAAUUUUGAUAUACAUUUCCUUAAACAGUGGUUUAAACGCAGAACCAGGGGGUUAUACUGCAGCAGUUGUGGACUAUUAUGCCAGCUCAGACUCAAGUCAAAACUUUGAACAUUACUCAAACAUCAUAGAAAACAUAAAACAAGGUGUCGACUUCAUCGUUUUUCCUGAGUCAACGUUGACUACAUCUGGGCCAAUAGAAGUUUUCACUCCAAACACAACAAUAUGUGAUAAAACAAAGAAGAAUUUGGACGGCAUAGCUUGUUUGGCAAAGGAAAAACAAUUGUACAUCAUCAUAAACAUCAGCGAAAGAGUUAAUUGCACCAAAGACGACGACAAUUGUCCUUCAAGGGGCUACUUCAUUUACAACACCAACUUGGUUUAUGGAAAAGACGGGUCUUUAGUAACUAAGUACAGAAAAUGGAACCUUUUCGGUGAAACCAACAAGAACACCCCUAGUUCUCCGGACAUAACCACCUUCGAAACUGACAAAGGAACCUUCGGAACCUUCACUUGUUUCGACAUACUUUUCGCCACACCCCCAUUAAAUUUGACCAGAAAGGGUGUCAAGGAUAUAAUUUACACCAACAAGUGGUUUUCGGAACUUCCCUUCUUGACUGCCCUGCAAACUCAACAAAUGUGGGCAUUAGAGACCAACGUCAGUUUUUUGUCUAGCGGCGCCAAUUAUAUGGGCUCAGGUUCAGGUGGCACCUCAAUUAUUUUGAACAACAGAGUGGUAAAUUCAAUGUCGAUGGCACCGGAUUUAAGCUCUACGAAUUACGCCAAAGUGUUGUACAGUGAUGAGGUUGAUCAAGAGGAAGACACAGAUGUGAUUGCGAAGUCACUAGAUAAGAUGCAAUUGAGGCGUGAUGAUUUCAAAGGAUAUAACUCAAUUCUGUUGCCUCGUGAAGCAGGAGUGGUCAAAACACAGAUUUGUCACGAAUCAUUUUGUUGCAACGCUGAAGUAAACCAAACAAUAUCUGGAGAUGAAGACAACAGCUACAUUUACAGAUUGGUUGUCUUCUCUGGAGUCAGAAACUAUCCGGGCAUCUCCAAUGGAGGCCUUGAUGUCUGUGGACUAGUUGCUUGUACUGAUGACAAGGAUAUUAAGUCAUGUUCUGACAGGUUUUCCAACUACAAAUCAGUUAACUGGCCCAUAACAUUCAACACAAUUAAAAUCACAGCUGAAUUCCCAAAUGUGGAUACCAGAAUUCAAUUCCCAAACACCCUAUUGAGUUCUUUGAGACCAAUUAGGCUAGAUGCAAUCAAAUGGGAGAAAACUAUUAAUGGGACCAAUGUUUUAAGGGAGUUAACACUUAUAAAGCCACAAAAUAGGUUGAUGACCUUCGCUAUAUUUGGAAGAAAUUUUGAAAGAGAUAGUCCAUCUUUCUCAAGGAAUGGGUUUUAUGUGUAGAUAAAUUAAUUGAUCAGUUUUAUCAGCAUGUUGCUGAUUUGGUAAAUUAGACCGAUAAAGUAGUUUAGGAUUGUAAUCUUGUUAUCAAUUUAUUAUAAUAAAUGUAGUGCAAACAUG
This is a messenger RNA of Aethina tumida (small hive beetle), 1557 nucleotides long. Its product is annotated as vanin-like protein 3. NCBI's taxonomy places the organism in Eukaryota, Metazoa, Arthropoda, Insecta, Coleoptera, Nitidulidae. The record is from RefSeq and is a predicted model, not a curated record. The coding region runs from base 4 to 1440 and encodes 478 amino acids. The transcript is spliced from 8 exons.